Acanthisitta chloris (rifleman) is the source of this 1341-nucleotide messenger RNA. It is a transcript of the gene UBE2Q1, whose product is annotated as ubiquitin-conjugating enzyme E2Q family member 1. The annotation marks the transcript as partial. Lineage: Eukaryota; Metazoa; Chordata; Aves; Passeriformes; Acanthisittidae. The transcript has 12 exons. The record is from RefSeq and is a predicted model, not a curated record.
GAGUCUUAUCCAGCUGUUCCCCCGAUCUGGUCUGUGGAGUCGGACGAUCCCAACCUGGCAGCUAUCCUGGAGAGGCUGGUGGAAGUCAGGAAAGGAAACACACUGCUUUUGCAGCACCUGAAGCGAAUAAUUUCUGACCUGUGCAAACUCUACAACCUCCCCCAACACCCUGAUGUGGAAAUGCUGGACCAGCCUCUGCCAGCAGAACAGAGCACACAGGAGGAGGUGUCCUCUGAAGAGGAGGAUGAGGAGAUGCCAGAGGACAGUGAAGACUUGGACCACUAUGAGAUGAAAGAGGAAGAGCCAGCAGAUGGGAGGAAGACCGAGGAUGAAGGCAUUGGGAAAGAAAACUUGGCCAUUUUAGAGAAAAUCAAAAAGAACCAGAGGCAAGAUUACUUAAAUGGUGCGGUGUCUGGGUCUGUGCAGGCCACCGACCGGCUAAUGAAGGAGCUCAGGGAUAUUUACCGAUCACCAAGUUUCAAGGGCGGAUACUAUGCAGUUGAACUAGUGAAUGACAGCCUGUACGAUUGGAACGUCAAACUCCUGAAGGUUGACGAGGAUAGCGCUUUGCACAACGAUCUCCAGAUCCUCAAAGAGAAAGAAGGAACAGAUUUCAUCCUCCUCAACUUCUCCUUUAAGGACAACUUUCCUUUUGAUCCACCGUUUGUCAGGGUCGUGUCCCCGGUGCUGUCAGGGGGGUAUGUUCUGGGUGGUGGUGCCAUUUGCAUGGAGCUGCUCACGAAACAGGGCUGGAGCAGUGCCUACUCCAUCGAGUCGGUGAUCAUGCAGAUCAGUGCAACACUGGUGAAAGGGAAAGCACGAGUACAAUUCGGAGCCAACAAGAACCAGUACAGCCUGACAAGAGCACAGCAGUCCUACAAGUCCCUGGUUCAGAUCCAUGAGAAGAAUGGCUGGUACACACCACCCAAGGAGGAUGGCUAGCACAGACACUGCAGGACCAACCUGAUCAUCUUCUGGAUGCUCUACUUGGAUCCUACUGAUGCCUCUUGGCUUUCUCCCAGGAUGUAACAGCUCUGCCUGUUACAGGACAGUACUGGCUCUUCAGAACUCUAAAUCAAGCUGUUCAAGCACUUGGGACUGCCCCAGAACACUGCUGGGCCCUUGCUAGCAGGCAUUCUUGUUAAAACAAACUCUCGAGCCUCUUGUAUCGCUGGAAACUUUUGACUCUACUCCAGUCUAGAGCAUCCUCCUUACCUAUGCUAUGGAUUUAAUUUAUUUUCUUAUUUCAUGUACACUGCUUUUUUUUGUUACAGUGUAUGAUGGAUGUGUAUGGAAAAUGUAUCUUUGGAGAAAAAAAAAAAUUACAGUUUGUUAAUUUGA